AUGCCUUACCGGAUAAAGUCCAGUAACACUUUAUUUUGCUGGGGUAAUACGAGACUUCGUGUCGCAAGGAGAAUACUUCAUGGGACGUGUGGGACGACAUACAUAACCUGGGAAGCUCAGACCAGCACCUAUGAGUUCCGAGGGAGUCUGCGCGAAGAAACGAUAUGUCUCAAGUCCGAGGAGCUCAGUUUCCACUUGACGAAUUGCUAUUCAAUUCAAGGCGAGAAAAGCGGUCCCCGAGCUGACGAUGGCUCAACUGGUUCCGCGGCUAGAUUGACACAAAAUGACAAGGUUUUAGUGGGUAACCUAAGCGAAGCUGAUUCACGAAAAAGCAUGACGGCCUCAAUCAUCACUGGCGCGACAGCCAGUCGAGACGGAAUUCCACACCAUGAGAGCGCUUUGAUUUAUUUGGUUUUCCAGCUCGGAAAGGUGAGAGAGUCAUCCCGCUUUGUCGGAGAUUGA
Molecule: messenger RNA, 462 nt
Organism: Laccaria bicolor S238N-H82
Lineage: Eukaryota; Fungi; Basidiomycota; Agaricomycetes; Agaricales; Hydnangiaceae
Exons: 5
Coding region: 1-462 (153 amino acids)
Source: RefSeq, a predicted model, not a curated record